Molecule: messenger RNA, 405 nt
Organism: Rangifer tarandus platyrhynchus (Svalbard reindeer)
Lineage: Eukaryota; Metazoa; Chordata; Mammalia; Artiodactyla; Cervidae
Source: the annotation of a GenBank genome assembly
AUGCGGUCAGGAGGGCCUACUGCACAGCAAGCCGUCUCAGCCGCGCACAUGGACAGGCGAUCCAGGAGACACCCAGCGAGGCCCGACGGUCUCCUCUGGGGCCGUGAGGACCCUUUGCGCAUGCGCUCCUGCACACCGGUGUGGGAGCUGCGUACGGACAGCGGCUCGAGGUGUGACACGCCCGAGCUGCCAAGAGACUUCAACUGUGCCCUGCACCCCAACUGCACCCAGCACCCCAACUGGGCCCAGCACCCCCAGCUGCCAGUAGUAGUCAUGCCACACUCCCUCACCUACAGAGCUGUGUCCCUGGUGGCGGUCUCUUUUGUGGAAGCCCCCAAUCAGCACCCCUUCAGAGAUCUGAGCAGGACAGUGUUUCCUUCAGAGAUGCAAGCACCAGUCCCCUAG